AUGUCAUCGUCACACAAGCAAAAACACAGAACUGGUAUUCCAGUUUUUAAAAUAACUCCCAGAAAUGAAUGUGAGGAUGUCAAUGUUUCAUCUGCCCGCAGCCAACAAACGUUGCCAUUGGACUCGCAACAACAACAGAGUCGCAGCACAUCUAGAAAUCAACAGUCACAGAAUCAGAAACGCGACAACACAGUAGUACAGCCUAAGUUAAAGACGACGAAGAAAAAUCAGGGUGCAGAAACCUGGGCAGAUGAAGUGAUUCAAAGCCAGGGCCAGAUCUUAAGAAACAUUUCUGUGAGUGACUCCAAGAGAAGACGGGAUGAUCUGGAGAAGCAACUGCAUGAAGCUGAGGCUCAGUUAGUGACGAUGGGCAAACUUCUUGAACAGCGUGAAAAAUUGAUGAAUGAGGCUGCUGAGGAAGCUGCAAAAAAGACAGCAGAGUUAGAGCAAAAAUUAAUUAAUCAAGAUGGACAUUUGGUGAAAUAUGGCAUAGAUCCAGUUACAGGAAUGCAAAUUACUCUCGAUGAAGAAGGAGAGAAGAAAGUAGAAGCUACAGAGAAAUUCACUAAGAAACGAGUUCAGGAGAUGAGAGCAAAACUGCAGCAGAUGAACAGCCAAGCUGAGUCCCAUCUUUCUGAUAUUGAGAACACGCUGCAAUUUCUCAAUGGUUUAGAGUUGGCUGUUGACAGAGCUGGGCAGUCAUCAGGGAGCGUUCUACAGGGAUUUGAUAUUGAUUAUGGAGACGACAAGCAGUUAGAUCAAAUCUGUCAUCAACACGCAGGAUCUGGAGUGUGCAAUGCUGUUGUCAGAUCUGUGCUCGGUGAAAAGAAGCCGCUGUUAGAAAAUGUUAGUAUCGGUGUCACUGUGAAUGAUGAUGAUGGUGAUAUUGCUAACUGUCGGUACCUUGAAGAUCACUGUGAUAAACUAGGAAUUGUGGAACCUGAGAAACUAGGGAAUGUGGAUAUUUUAGAUGCCGAAAGUGCUGUGGAAGAGAAAAUCUCCUAA
Candidula unifasciata is the source of this 1005-nucleotide messenger RNA. The record is from the annotation of a GenBank genome assembly. Lineage: Eukaryota; Metazoa; Mollusca; Gastropoda; Stylommatophora; Geomitridae.